AUGUCGCGCCAUAACAGUGUCGAUCUAGACUCGCCCGACCGGCCCUUCGACAACAUCAUCAAUUUCCGCGAUGUCGGCCGAUCGAUUAAUCAAUUCUGUCGCAAACCCAUCUUGAACGAAGGCGUAUUCUUCCGCAGCGCAAGGCUCGACGAUGCUUCAGAACGAGAUAAACGGCGUUUAGCCGAAGAAUUACACAUUCACACGGUCAUCGAUCUGCGCUCACAAACAGAACACCGCAUGGGCACGCGAAAACGCCGAGAUGAAAUCGCCAGCUCAUUAGAAUCAUCAUCAGAAUUAUCUCUCCCAACAACCCCCAUCCCCUCAAACGCAGCCGAACACCUCCUCCAAAUCCCCGGCUCACAGCGCACCCUGAUCAGCCUAACAGGGAAGGGGUUCGAGCGCGCAUUACUAGGAAAACUAGACUGGCUAUCCUACCUAAAAGCAAUCGGGCUCGUAACAACCGGCUACCGCAGCGACGCGGUCAAACUAGUCUGCGGGCAAGUGAUGCAACCGCGCGGACUGACGGGGCUAGCCCAGGACACGCUGGAUUCCAGCAUGAACGAGAUGCGCGCGGUAUUUGAGAUUCUGGCGCGCGAGGAAUCAUACCCGACGAUCGUGCACUGCACGCAGGGAAAAGACCGCACGGGCCUGGUGGUGUUGUUGAUGUUACUGCUUGCCGGGACGGUGCCUGUUGAUGCGAUUGUCGAUGAUUACAGUCGGUCUGAGCUGGAGCUGGUGCCGGAGUUUGAGGAGCGGAUGGAGGAGAUUCGGGCGAUUGGGUUGGAUGAGGAUUAUACGCGGUGUCCGCCGGACUUUGUUAAGGCGACGACGGAGUAUUUGGAUUCGAGGUAUGGGGGGUGA
Molecule: messenger RNA, 861 nt
Organism: Penicillium paradoxum
Lineage: Eukaryota; Fungi; Ascomycota; Eurotiomycetes; Eurotiales; Aspergillaceae
Product: tyrosine-protein phosphatase
Exons: 5
Coding region: 1-861 (286 amino acids)
Biological process (GO): dephosphorylation
Molecular function (GO): phosphoprotein phosphatase activity
Source: RefSeq, a predicted model, not a curated record